AUGGGCAAGUCUCAGUCGAAGCUUUCACCUACGCAGCUCGAAGAGCUGCAACGGGCCACACAUUUUGAUAAGAAAGAGUUACAGCAAUGGUACAAAGGGUUCCUUAAAGACUGCCCAUCAGGUACCCUGACGAAGGAAGAGUUCCAAAAGAUCUACCGACAAUUCUUUCCCUUCGGUGACCCAUCAUCGUUCGCAAAUUAUGUUUUCCGCGUAUUCGAUUCGGACAAUAGUGGCAUGAUCGAUUUCAAAGAGUUUAUCUGCGCUCUUUCAGUGACCUCGCGGGGCAAGAUGGAAGACAAACUAGACUGGGCCUUCCAGUUGUAUGAUAUUGAUGGCGAUGGGAAAAUCACUUAUGACGAAAUGCUGGCCAUUGUCGAGGCGAUCUACAAAAUGGUGGGAUCUAUGGUGAAACUCCCUGAGGACGAAGAUACCCCGGAGAAGCGAGUACGGAAGAUCUUCCGAAUGAUGGACAAAGAUGAGAAUGGCAGCCUUGACAUUGAGGAAUUCAAAGAAGGCAGCAAACGGGAUGAAACUAUUGUCAGUGCCUUGUCGCUUUACGACGGAUUGGUUUAG
Messenger RNA from Penicillium soppii, 573 nucleotides. Its product is annotated as EF-hand domain-containing protein. Bases 1 to 573 code for a protein of 190 amino acids. The record is from RefSeq and is a predicted model, not a curated record. Lineage: Eukaryota; Fungi; Ascomycota; Eurotiomycetes; Eurotiales; Aspergillaceae. The transcript is spliced from 4 exons. Gene Ontology annotation, molecular function: calcium ion binding. Gene Ontology annotation, cellular component: cytosol; intracellular membrane-bounded organelle; membrane.